Molecule: messenger RNA, 1218 nt
Organism: Ascoidea rubescens DSM 1968
Lineage: Eukaryota; Fungi; Ascomycota; Saccharomycetes; Ascoideales; Ascoideaceae
Gene: NCS6
Product: Ncs6p
Exons: 1
Coding region: 1-1218 (405 amino acids)
Biological process (GO): tRNA wobble position uridine thiolation
Cellular component (GO): mitochondrion; cytosolic tRNA wobble base thiouridylase complex
Molecular function (GO): tRNA binding
Source: RefSeq, a predicted model, not a curated record
AUGACUGUGGCGCCAGAAACUAUCCGAUCUCCUGAAUUCGUUCCAAGAGCAACCAGACUGGCACAGAGACCAGUUAAGAUAUCUGCGUUAUGCGAAUUAUGCCACUCAAGAAAGGCUGCUGUGAAAAGACCAAAAAACCUACAGAAAUUAUGUCAAUUAUGUUUUUUCAAUGUUUUUGAAACAGAAAUACACCAGACUAUUACCAAUAAUAAUUUGUACCAUCGUGGUGAAAAACUAGCUCUUGGUGCCUCAGGUGGAAAAGAUUCCACUGUUUUAGCCUAUGUCAUGAAAACAUUGAAUGAUCGUUAUGAUUAUGGUCUUGAUUUAGUGUUAUUAAGCAUAGAUGAAGGAAUCGUUGGCUACAGAGAUGACUCUUUAGCCACUGUAAAGAGAAACCAGGUUCAAUAUGGUCUACCUCUAGAAAUUGUCUCCUAUAAAGAUUUGUAUAAUUGGACCAUGGAUGAAAUAGUAACCUGUUGUGGCAUAAGAAACUCCUGCACUUAUUGUGGUGUUCUAAGAAGACAAGCUUUGGAUCGUGGUGCAUUAAAACUAGGUAUAAAUCAUGUUGUGACUGGCCACAACGCUGAUGAUAUGGCUGAAACUGUUCUAAUGAAUAUUUUAAGAGGUGACUUAGCAAGAUUAGAAAAAUCAACUGCUAUUAUAACAGAAUCAGCUGGUUCUCCGGUAAAGAGAUCAAAACCAUUUAAAUUCACUUAUCAAAAGGAGAUUGUGUUGUAUGCUCAUUUCAAAAAAUUGGAUUAUUUUUCAACUGAAUGUACUUAUGCUCCGGAAGCCUUUAGAGGAACCGCCAGAGAAUUAAUGAAACAACUUGAAAAAUCAAGAUCAAGUACUGUUAUCGAUAUCAUAUAUAGUGGAGAAAAUCUCUUGUUGCAGCCCAAAAGAAUUAACAAACAAAAACAAUUUAGAAAGGUAAAGACAAUUGACAAAAAGACUGCAGAAAAUGGUCAAAACAAUAAUAAAAACAGAGAAAUGGAAGUAUUAUCUGAUGGUUCUAUUUCUUUAGGUCACGAUCGAGCAAAGUAUAAAGAUGGUAAUAAAUGUUUAAAAUGCGGCUACUUAUCAUCAAAUAAAAUAUGUAAAGCAUGUGUGCUAUUGCAAACAUUGGAGAAAAUGAAACCAAAAAUAACAAUAGAUAAUAAUAUUUCAACUGAUGGAGCUGCAAAAGUGUUGAGAAGUUUGGAAACGUUGUCAUUUUAA